AUGACAUCACCAGUUAUUUCAACACCACCAAUUGCAACACGUGAAGGAGGAAUAUCAAGUGUAGCAGUUGAAGACAUUGCAACUGUUCAUGCAGAUGAAGUCAUAUUGAUCUUGGACGCAGGAUCACAAUACAGCAAGGUGAUUGAUCGUAGAGUCAGAGAGUUGAAUGUAGCCUCUGAAAUACAUCCAUUCAAUACACCUAUACUUCCAUUGUUGGCAAGAGGCAAUAUCAAAGCAAUCAUCAUUUCAGGUGGUCCAGAAAGUGUAUACUCGUCAAAGGCUCCCCAAUAUGAUCCUGAUUUGUUCAACCUUGCCAAUACCGUUCACAAGGAUAUCCCUAUCCUUGGUAUCUGCUAUGGUAUGCAACUAAUGAUGUUCAUAUUUGGUGGUAAAGUUGAAAAAAAUGAUCAUCGUGAAGAUGGUGUUCAUCAUGUUCAUAUUAAACAAUCAAUAUUAUUUAAAGAUUUAGCUGAAUCUGAAAAGGUAUUGUUAACUCAUGGUGAUAGUGUAACUAUGGUUGCUCCAGGAUUCAAAGAGAUUUGUAAAUCUGAUGGAGGUGUGAUUGCCGGUGUAGAAGAUGAAAAGAGAAAGAUGUACGGAUUGCAGUUCCAUCCAGAGGUUGAUUUGACCACCAAUGGCAAGAAGAUCUUGGAAAACUUUUUGUUUGGUAUUGCCGGUUGCAAGGGAAGCUAUACUUUGGAGGAUAGAGAGUCGAUUGCUAUCAAGGAGAUCCAGCAGACUGUCGGUACUGGCAAGGUGCUUGUGCUCGUCAGCGGGGGUGUCGACAGUACCGUCUGUGCUGCUCUUUUGACCAAGGCUAUUGGCGCCGAACGUGUCGUUGCGUUGCACAUUGAUAACGGGUUUAUGCGUCACCACGAGAGCAAGAAUGUCGAGACUGCACUUGGCGUGCUCGGUCUGCACUUGAUCGUCGUCGACGCGAGCCAAGCCUUUUUCAACGGCACUACGACUAUUGCUGGCAAGGUCACUGACAAGCUCUGUAUCACUGUCCACCCUGAAGAGAAGAGAAAGAUCAUUGGUGACACGUUUAUGCGUGUGGCAGAGGACGAAGUACGCAAGCUUGGUCUCGACCCAAACCACGUGUUUUUGGCACAGGGUACUCUGCGUCCAGACCUCAUUGAAUCGUCUUCCAAGACAGUGUCGGGUGUUGCCGACGUCAUCAAGACCCACCACAACGACACUGAACUCGUCCGUCUGCUCCGUGCAACCGGUCGUGUCGUCGAACCACUGCGCGACCUCCACAAGGACGAGGUCAGAGAGCUCGGCAAGUCGCUCGGCCUCUCAGAGAGCCUCGUCUGGCGCCAGCCAUUCCCCGGACCCGGUCUUGCCAUCCGUAUCAUCUGCGCUGAACGCCCAUUCAUUGACGCCAAGUUCCAAUUGACCUGCUCUGUCCUACACCACCUCAUCCGCGGAACCGGCGCACCCGACGUGGACACUGGCGACAAGAUCGACCAACAUCUUCGUGAAAUGGGCUGUCUUGAGCGUAUUCGUCGCAGCGGGGCGUCGAUCAACCCCAUCCUCCUCCCCGUCCAAACCGUCGGUGUCCAAGGUGACGGCAGAACCUACUCGUAUGUAGCCGCACUCUCGCAGUCGGGUGAGCCAGACUGGGAAGUUCUCUUUUUGCUCGCCAAGGUCAUCCCUAAAGUUUGCCACAAUGUCAACCGUGUCGUCUAUAUCUUUGGAAAGCAUAUCGCCGAACCCACCCUCAUCGAACAAAUCACACCCACCCGUUUGGUGCCAGAGACCAUCGCACAGUUGCAAAAGGCCGAUCACGCAGUCAACCAAGUUUUACUAAAGUAUGGUCUCAUCAGAGCACUCUCUCAAGUGCCAGUCAUCCUCUUCCCCAUCUCAUUUGACCAAGACCAAACCCGUUCCAUUGCCAUCCGUACCUUUAUCACCAACGAUUUUAUGACUGGUGUCCCUGCUGUCCCAGGUACCGACGCCAUGCCACUAGCAUGUCUCCAAGAAAUGGUCAAAGAUAUUUUAACAAAUACCCCUGGUAUUUCACGUGUAGUAUAUGAUUUAACUAGUAAACCACCUGGUACAACUGAAUGGGAAUAA
Messenger RNA from Cavenderia fasciculata, 2079 nucleotides. It is a transcript of the gene guaA, whose product is annotated as GMP synthetase. The record is from RefSeq and is a predicted model, not a curated record. Gene Ontology annotation, cellular component: cytosol. NCBI's taxonomy places the organism in Eukaryota, Evosea, Eumycetozoa, Acytosteliales, Cavenderiaceae. The transcript has 2 exons. Gene Ontology annotation, biological process: GMP biosynthetic process. Bases 1 to 2079 code for a protein of 692 amino acids. Gene Ontology annotation, molecular function: GMP synthase (glutamine-hydrolyzing) activity; ATP binding; GMP synthase activity.